Mucor mucedo is the source of this 1541-nucleotide messenger RNA. RefSeq names its product P-loop containing nucleoside triphosphate hydrolase protein. The transcript has 3 exons. The record is from RefSeq and is a predicted model, not a curated record. Gene Ontology annotation, molecular function: RNA helicase activity; nucleic acid binding; ATP binding. Lineage: Eukaryota; Fungi; Mucoromycota; Mucoromycetes; Mucorales; Mucoraceae. Bases 57 to 1484 code for a protein of 475 amino acids.
AGAAAAAAGGCAUAUUUCCAACAGUUUCUUUUCCCUUGUAACUUAUUUUUAGAGCAAUGUCCACCACUGUAGAUAAAGAAGCGAAGCCCGCUGUUGACAUGGAAUUACUUUCCAAGAAGACAUUGGAAGAGACUACCUUUGCUGAUCUUGGUGUCUCUCCUCAAUUAUGUGAAGCUAUUGAAAAAAUGAAGUUCACACAUCCUACCGAGAUUCAAAAGGAGUCCAUUCCUUGGGCUAUUGAAGGUCGUGAUAUUAUUGGUCUUGCCCAGACAGGUUCUGGUAAAACCGCAGCUUUUGCUAUCCCCAUUAUUCAAAGACUUUGGGAUAACCCUCAAGCAUUCUAUGCUUGUGUCUUGGCUCCUACCAGAGAAUUGGCUUACCAAAUCGCAGAAACUUUUGAGUCCCUCGGUACAGUGAUUGGCGUUCGUUCAGCAGUUAUUGUGGGUGGCAUGGAUAUGAUGUCUCAAUCCAUUGCACUUUCCAAGCGUCCUCAUAUCCUUGUGUGUACACCCGGUCGUCUUCAAGAUCAUUUAGAAAACACCAAAGGUUUCAGUUUAAAGAGUUUGAAGUACCUUGUUAUGGAUGAAGCAGAUCGUUUAUUAGAUAUGGAUUUUGGACCCAAGAUUGAUCAGAUUCUCAAGGUGAUUCCUCGUGAGCGUAACACAUUCUUGUUCUCUGCUACUAUGACGACCAAGGUUGCAAAGCUUCAAAGAGCCAGUUUAAACAAGCCUGUCAAGGUGGAAGUUGCCAGCAAAUAUUCUACUGUCAAGACACUUUUACAAUACUAUCUCUUCUUCCCUCUCAAGCAUAAGGAUUGUUACAUGGUCUAUCUUUUGAAUGAGCUUGCCGGCAAUUCUACAAUUAUUUUCACACGUACAUGUCACGAUACUCAAAAGAUUGCCAUCAUGUUGAGAAAUCUUGGUUUUGGAGCUGUGCCUCUUCAUGGUCAAUUGCCUCAAGCUAAGCGUUUGGGUGCCCUUAAUAAAUUUAAGGCCGGUACACGUAAUAUCUUGGUUGCCACCGAUGUUGCAAGUAGAGGUAUCGAUAUUCCCAUGGUCGAUGUCGUAAUUAAUUACGAUGUGCCUCAAUCAUCCAAAGAUUAUAUCCAUCGUGUCGGCCGUACUGCAAGAGCAGGUCGAUCCGGAAAGUCCGUUACCUUUGUCACCCAGUAUGAUGUCGAAUUAAUUCAACGUAUCGAAAAGGAUUUGGAUCACAAGUUAGAUGUGUUCCCCGUUGAAAAGGAUGAAGUGAUGAUGUUACAGGAACGUGUUGAUGAAGCUCAACGUAUCGCCACAAUCGAAUUAAGAGAGACUGAUAACGGUAAAAAGUCCAAGCGUGGAUCUCGCAAGGACGAUGACGAUGACGAUGAUCUCGAUAAGGAAGAAAGAACUGGUGCUCAAGCAAAGAGAAAAUAUAAGGGAGAUAACAAGAAAGGUGGAAAUACCAACAACAAUAAUAAAGGAGGCAACAAGAGACGCCAAUAAUAAUUUUGACAUUAAUAAAAAAAAUAGAAUUUGUAUAGUAUUAUGGGGGAUAUAAAU